Populus euphratica (Euphrates poplar) is the source of this 1159-nucleotide messenger RNA. RefSeq names its product ribonuclease P protein subunit p25-like protein. The transcript has 9 exons. Lineage: Eukaryota; Viridiplantae; Streptophyta; Magnoliopsida; Malpighiales; Salicaceae. Gene Ontology annotation, molecular function: RNA binding. The coding region runs from base 120 to 872 and encodes 250 amino acids. The record is from RefSeq and is a predicted model, not a curated record.
AUAAAGCACGAUAAGCCCCAGCUUGCGGUUUAGGGCGCAAAAGAAGAAACGAAGCCGUAGCAGAGGGCUCCUCCUUGUCCGAGCAAACUUAUCUCUAUUUUCCUUUCAAGUGUAGAAAGAUGGAUCGGUACCAGAGAGUGGAGAAGCCGAGAGCAGAUGCACCAAUUGACGAGAACGAGAUUCGAAUUACUAGUCAAGGAAGGAUGCGUAGCUAUAUCUCUUAUGCCAUGAGUCUGCUUCAAGAAAAGGGCUCAAAUGAAAUUGUAUUCAAGGCGAUGGGAAGAGCCAUCAACAAGACCGUGACCAUCGUGGAGUUAAUUAAGAGAAGAAUUGUUGGUCUCCAUCAAAUCACGUCGAUUGGAUCCACGGACAUAACAGAUACAUGGGAACCUCUUGAGGAAGGCCUCCUUCCAUUGGAAACCACAAGGCAUGUUUCAAUGAUCACAAUAACCCUUUCCAUGAAGGAACUGAAUACAUCUUCUGUUGGGUAUCAGCUCCCAUUACUUGCUGAGCAGGUGAAGGCAUUCACGGAUUUUGAGUAUGAAGGAGAUGGUUCACCUAGCGGCCGUGGUAGGGGAUGGGGUGGUAGAGGAAGGGCAAGGAGUAGAGGGAAUGGAUUUGUGUAUGCUGAGCAUGAGGAUGGGGGUUGGGAUCGCAACCGGGGCUUUCCCAGGGGCAGGGGUCGAGGCAGAGGACGUGGAUUCCGUGGCCGUGGAAGGGGAGGAUUUAAUGCACCUCAUGCUGAUACACAACAAGAUGGCGGUUAUAAUUAUGACGCUCCUCCACAAGGCCGUGGUCGUGGCCGUGGGAGGGGGAAUCGUGGAAAGGGCCGAGGAUUUAGAUCUAAUGGGCCGAUCCCUGCAGCCGCAUAAGAUGCUCAUUUUUGGCUUUGUUUAGAAUCGAGUGCAGAUGUUAGUGUUUGUUGCCUUCUUUAUCAUCUUUUUAUCCCCCUUCAUUUUGGUGUUUUUUAUUUUACCCAAGUUGUAGUAGUAGUUUUAACUUAGGACUUUCAUGUGUAACCACCAUAGAUUAAUCCUUUUAGUUUGAAACCAUUGCGCCUCGUGGGGCUAUUAUUUUUUUGUGGUGGCUGUAGUUUGGGGUGCUUGAUCAGUUGUAAUCUUCUUAAUUUCUACCUAGAAGUGGGUUCUUUAAUUUUUUC